Messenger RNA from Pieris napi, 1520 nucleotides. Its product is annotated as mucin-5AC-like. The transcript has a single exon. The record is from RefSeq and is a predicted model, not a curated record. NCBI's taxonomy places the organism in Eukaryota, Metazoa, Arthropoda, Insecta, Lepidoptera, Pieridae. The coding region runs from base 54 to 1346 and encodes 430 amino acids.
AAUCACGCGGCCGCCAGUUUUUUAGCUAAUAUUUUAAAAACGGUCGUCGCAAAAUGUCCAUAAGAAAUUAUAUAAUCGCUUUAGCGCUUUUCACUGCAGUCAAUGCAUUUCCGGCCGAGAGACCAUCAAUAGUAGAGGAAAAAAAAGAAAGCUCGUACCCUUUGUUCAGUAUAUUCAAACCAAUUAUUGAACUGUUCCCGAGUCUCGUUGAUAUUGGACCCAAAAUUGAAAUUGGCGAUAAAUAUACGAAUAUAAUAAUUAAGGCUGAUCAAUACAAUGUGGAUGAAAUAACAGUUGGAGUUAAGGGAAGAUAUGUUACUAUUGAAGGAUCCAGAAAAACCGUGCACGACGAUCGAGAUCUUGCUAGUGAAUUUUUAUAUACGGCCACUCUUCCAAUCAACGCUAAUACUAGCGAAGUGUAUGCAAAGUUCUAUAGUGAUAAUUACUUAGUUAUAACUACGCCUAAUAAAGGUUCGAACACAGGAGUCGUGUAUGAUGAUAAAAUAGUUCCUAUUAUGAAAUCUAACGAUAACUACAUAAACAAAGAUAGAAGUGAAGAUAAAAUUCAGGUUACUACAGUAAAUAAUGAGGAGGUAACAGAAAUCACAAAAGUGUCUACUACACCAGUCGCUCUGGCGGAUGCUAUAAUUACCACCGCUGUACCUGUAAUUACUACCACCGCUGCACCUGUAAUAACUACCACCGCUGAACAUGAAAUAAUUACCACCGCUGUACCUGUAAUUACUACCAUCGCUGUACCUGAAAUUACUACCACCGCUGUACCUGAAAUUAUUACCACCGCUGUGCCUGUAAUAACUACUACCGUUGCACCUGAAAUAACUACCACCGCUGCACCUAAAAUAACUACUACCGUUGCACCUGAAAUAACUACCACCGCUGCACCUAAAAUAACUACCACCGCUGCACCUGAAAUAACUACCACCGCUGCACCUGAAAUUACUACCACCGCUGCACCUGAAGUAAUUACCACCGCUGUACCUGAAAUAACUAAACCCGCUGCAUCUGAAAUAACUACCACUGCUGCACCUGAAAUAACUACCACCGCUGCACCUGAAAUACCUACGGUCGUUGUACCUGAAAUAACUAAAGAACAUCCAGUGUUUACCACGAUAGAAACAAAAGAAAUUAUAGUGGAGUUAACAACGACUGAAAACGUGGAGACUUUCUCCGAUAGUGCUACCCCUUCAAUUUCGUUAGAAGAGAAUGAAGCUAAAGCAAACAGUGAAGAACAGACGACGCCAAACAUUGAAGCAGUUACUCAGAAUACUACUCCAUAUAUCGAGAACGAAAUUAGUGAUUUAGAGCCGGUUACUUCUAGUAUAUAAUAUUUUUAUGGUACUGUGGUUGGGUAGUUGGAAUGCGUUUAGCGUAGUAUUUAAUGGCUGGAGCGUAACUUGAAUACAGAUUGCACGCGUUGGAUGACCGGCUGUAAACAAUAGAACUGGAUGUCAUUCGUCAGCUAAGCGUUCAUGCGGUAUUUUCCUGAGUAUAUAAUUGUA